ACACCGACUGGCGUGGCGGAGAGGUUAGCUAGGGGGGAGGGGUCGGCCACCAGUUCCUGUAUAUAAGCGACGUUGCAACUUCCACUCUCCACAUCCCACAGCUAACCUUUAACCAGCAAUGACUAGCAUCAAAGCCGUGAUUGUGUGUUGCCUCCUGGUGGCCGUCUCGGCCGGUGUAGACCGAAGGAGAGGUGGACAAGGAUCCAACAGAUUCCUUCCUGGAGGCUUCGGUGGCGUCCAUGGAGGUGGUCUCUUCGGCGGCGGUUUUAAUGGUGGUGGAAUCCAUGGUGGUGGUAGUGGUAUCAUCGGCAGUGGAAUCUCCAAUGGCCCAAGCCAGUGUAGAUAUUGGUGCAAGACUCCGGAGGGUCAGGCCUACUGCUGCGAGACGGCACAUGAACCAGAGACACCUGUUGGUACCAAGCCACUCACUUGCCCUCAAGUCCGUCCAACAUGCCCACGUUUCCAUGGUCCUCCCACUACCUGUUCCAACGACUACAAGUGUGCCGGCCUCGAUAAGUGUUGCUUCGACAGGUGUUUGGGAGAACACGUAUGCAAACCACCUUCAUUUUUUAACAAUCACCUCCCCUUUUAAAGGUAGUUAUCGCUAGUAAGGACUCCGGUUUUCCGGUUGAUAACAGAAGAUAGAAAAUCUGUGAUUUCUAGAUAUUUAUUCUUUGAUAAUAAAUCUUUAUAUACUGAUA
This is a messenger RNA of Penaeus indicus, 701 nucleotides long. RefSeq lists its product as uncharacterized. The record is from RefSeq and is a predicted model, not a curated record. The transcript is spliced from 2 exons. The coding region runs from base 119 to 592 and encodes 157 amino acids. Gene Ontology annotation, molecular function: peptidase inhibitor activity. Gene Ontology annotation, cellular component: extracellular region. Lineage: Eukaryota; Metazoa; Arthropoda; Malacostraca; Decapoda; Penaeidae.